AUAUAAACUACAUAGAGUACAAUAAGUUAGCAGUGAACUCUGUUCGUUAUAGCACAUUUCAACGAAACAUCGUUACAGUGAACUGCAUGGGAGAUCACAAUCACGUCGUGGAACUUAUAGGGCGAUAUGUUCAAACCGUUCACUCCAGUCUUUAAUUAACUCCUAUUUUUUUUGAAAGAGUUAAAACACCUGUUAAUUUUACAGAACUAAAGCCGGACAAAUAUUUCAGUUUCUCUUCAGCACGCUCAAUGUGUUUUGUAUCUCAUUUUGUAACAUUACAAUUCUUAAAAAAAAAAAAAAAAGUUAGAGAACGCUUUGAAAAUGAAGCCUUUAGUCAUGAGCAGUGACUUAUGACAAAUACAAAUUAUAUUGUGACUUAUGUACAUACAGUAUCUACAUGUUUACCAAGUUAAAGUAUUCUGUGGUAUAAAGCAAGACACGCUUUGUUGAAAUUCAGAAUAUAAACAAUUAUAACAGAUGUUGCACUUUCAGUUUUGCAGUGGCAUCCUCAGUGUCUCCUGCUCCAAGCCUCAACUCCUCAAGUGUAGCUGACACUCAGCACAUUUGCAACCUGGUCAUACUUUUGUAAUUUAUUACAGUCAUCCUGUAAAGUGACAGUGAUGUAUUUCAGUAAUAAACAAGCCGUAUGCUCGUUAUAAAGUGAUGCUUGGGCAACCCAGAGCAGGUGGUUGUUUUAAGGGUUACAAAUCAAUAGCAUCAGUAUGCAGACACAGUACAUACAUUGAUAGGGCCAAACAACCUUGACGUUUCACUGAUGGGUGCAUCAUCCCAUAAUUUCCCAUAAUAACACGCCCCUUCAAAAAUAAAUAAUGAACAUCAGAAGCAUUUUUUUUCUAAUCAGUACAAGAUGUAUAAUAAUAACAAUAACACCAUUGUGUUAGUUAUGUUUUGUGCUUAUUAUAUAUUAUUUACAGGAGACCCAACUGCAAUGUCAUUUUUUAAUUUGCCUGGUUUUAGGGACUGAAUUAGAAGGUUCAGUAAUUGGUUGUCGUGAAAUUCUGUGCAUGUGUCUUUAAAACUGGAGCUCAGUAAGACAAUAGCUCUGAACUGUGACUUGAUCCUUCAUCCUCCUUUCAUGUAAGCUCUGCUUUAAGCACUUUUUCAUCCAGAGGGACUGCAUUUAAGAGAAGCUGAAAUGCUGCUGAGAUUAGCUGUAGAAAAGGUCUGCACGUCAACCAGCAUCCAUUCUGGGUGCUGGAAGGCCAGGACUCGAACUUGGUCCAGAUGGAGAUUUCUAGAGAAAAUAAAUUACAGUUCCUUUCCAGGGGAUCACGUCAAGUCUGCAAGAACAGUUGUCAGUCCAGACAUAGCCAAAAUCCGUAAUAUUGGUAUCAUGGCUCAUAUUGACGCAGGAAAGACCACGACGACAGAGAGAAUGCUUUAUUACUCAGGAUACACCCGGGCGCUCGGAGAUGUUGAUGAUGGCGACACUGUGACAGAUUUCAUGGCGCAGGAGAGAGAGCGGGGGAUUACCAUUCAGUCAGCUGCUGUCACCUUUGACUGGAAGGACCACAGGAUUAAUCUGAUUGACACACCAGGUCAUGUGGAUUUCACAGUUGAAGUUGAGCGGGCUCUUCGAGUGCUGGACGGUGCUGUAGCUGUUUUUGAUGCUUCUGCUGGUGUGGAGGCACAGACGCUGACCGUUUGGCGACAAGCAGACAAGCAUCAUGUCCCGCGCAUCUGCUUCCUUAACAAAAUGGACAAGCCUGGAGCCAGUUUCAUGUAUUCAAUUGAGAGCAUCAGCCAGAAACUAAAGGUCAAGCCUCUCCCUCUACAGCUACCCAUUGGAACUGGCAAAGCCUUCGAAGGGCUGGUGGAUCUAGUUACCAAUGAAAAGAUCACUUGGAGCCCCAAAUCAGGCCGAGAUGAUGGGAGAGUGUUUGAGAGGAGACCCCUGACCACUGCAGAUGAUCCUGACUUGCUGGAAGAAGCCAGAGAUGCAAGAAGUACCCUAAUAGAACAAAUAGCUGACCUAGAUGACGAAUUUGCAGAAUUAGUUCUGGGGGAAUUCAAUGAGAAUUUGGAUGCAUUGCCCUUUGUAAAAUUGCAUGCUGCUAUUCGCCGGGUCACAUUGGCUCGUACAGCUGUGCCUGUGUUCUGUGGAAGUGCUCUGAAGAACAAAGGAGUCCAGCCGUUACUGGAUGCCAUCACGAUGUAUCUGCCGGCUCCCAACGAACGCCACCAUGAGCUCUUGCAGUGGUACGGGGAUGAUCUGUGCGCCCUGGCUUUCAAAGUUAUUCAUGAUAAACAGCGUGGGCCUCUGGUGUUUGUGCGCAUCUACUCUGGGACCAUGAAGCCCCAGUCUGCCGUCUACAAUAUCAACAGGAACACCACGGAGAGGAUAAGUCGCCUCUUGCUCCCGUUUGCUGACCAGCAAAUAGAGAUCCCUUCCUUGACUGCUGGAAACAUUGCCCUCACUGUGGGGCUGAAGCAGACUGCCACCGGGGACACCGUUGUUUCUUCCAAAUCUUCUGCGGCCGCUGUUGCCCGCCGGGCAGGAAAGAACGAUGGGAAGAAGCGAGGUUCUGCCCAAGAGAGCCUGGUGCUGGCAGGGGUUGAGAUCCCACAGCCUGUCUUCUUCUGCACUAUCGAGCCGCCUUCAAUGGCCAAGCAAGCAGACUUGGACCAUGCCCUGAACAACUUGCAGAGGGAAGACCCCAGUCUGAUUGUGAAGACUGAUCCAAAUUCAGGGCAGACUAUAUUGUGCGGAAUGGGAGAGCUGCACAUUGAGAUCAUUCAUGAUCGAAUCCGAAGGGAAUAUGGGAUUGAGACUCAGCUGGGACCUCUGCAGGUGUCUUACCGGGAAACCAUCCUCAACUCCAGCACCGCUGCAGAUACACUGGACAGGACAAUCGGGGAUAAGAGACACUUCGUCAGUGUGGAGCUGGCAGUGAGCCCCUGUGAGGGGGAGGAGGGGUCAGCCUCGCUCCCAGUCAUCAGCUACUCGGACACUGCAGAGCAGCUUGCCCAGGACGUGAAGGACGCUGUGAAGAACGGAAUACACAGCUCUUAUCUCCAAGGCCCCCUGCUGGGGUUCCCGAUGCAGGAUGUGGUCGUCUCAAUCCAGUCUGUGCACAUACAAGCAGGAACAUCCAUGCCAAUGGUCUCUGCCUGCAUCUCCCGCUGCAUGCAAAAGGCUCUAAAGCAAGCAGGGAGCCAGAUCCUGGAGCCACUGAUGAGCCUGGAGAUUACAGUGAGUGAAGAGCACCUGGGCACUGUGCUGGGAGAUCUGGCACAGAGGAGGGGCAGCAUUCACGAAAUCCAGAGCCGACAAGACAGCAAAGUGGUGCUAGCAUCUGUUCCACUAGCAGACAUGAUGGGAUACUCGACUGUUCUCCGCACUUUAACCUCCGGAACAGCCACCUUCACGCUGGCACUGUCCAGCUAUGAGGCAAUGAACCUACAGGAUCAAAACGCACUUGUCAGCAGGAUGACAGGACUGGCAGAAUGAGAUCAAGAAUACUGGGAUAACGGGACCGUCAAGAUGUUUCCCCUGUAAAGACGGUACCUGUUUCGCAUCCUGGGAGAAGCUUGAAGCAGACACGCCUGUUCAAAAAAAUUCCUGGGCUUCUAUGUGAAUUUUGUUAUUAAAAAAAAAAAAAAAAAAAUACUACUUAAACAAUGUUGCCGAACGAAAUCCCAUCUUUCUGCUGCAAUCAGUUUCAGUCAUGGGCAAAACAGCUGAUCAGACAAGACUGACAAGAGUGCUGAUAGUAGAAAAUAAUGACUUUGCAAUUUAAACACUGUUCAUCAAAUCAGUGCUGUGCUGGCGGUACCCAACAACUGACUGCUUCAAUGAGUAUGAAGACACAAGUGUUUAGAAUAUGUGAAAUCUUUUUUUUUUUUUUUUUUUAAUUUCAUCUUGCAAGUGCAGUUCAGUAUCUACUGUAGUAUCUAGAAAGUUUUAUACAAUGCUGGAGCAGAUUGCUAUUUAUUUAUUUAUUAAAUAACUAUACAAACAGA
Molecule: messenger RNA, 3984 nt
Organism: Polyodon spathula (Mississippi paddlefish)
Lineage: Eukaryota; Metazoa; Chordata; Actinopteri; Acipenseriformes; Polyodontidae
Product: ribosome-releasing factor 2, mitochondrial-like
Exons: 20
Coding region: 1157-3472 (771 amino acids)
Biological process (GO): mitochondrial translation; ribosome disassembly
Cellular component (GO): mitochondrion
Molecular function (GO): GTP binding; translation elongation factor activity; GTPase activity
Source: RefSeq, a predicted model, not a curated record